Aspergillus wentii DTO 134E9 is the source of this 1260-nucleotide messenger RNA. Its product is annotated as lysophospholipid acyltransferase family protein. The transcript has 2 exons. NCBI's taxonomy places the organism in Eukaryota, Fungi, Ascomycota, Eurotiomycetes, Eurotiales, Aspergillaceae. Gene Ontology annotation, cellular component: endomembrane system. Bases 1 to 1260 code for a protein of 419 amino acids. The record is from RefSeq and is a predicted model, not a curated record. Gene Ontology annotation, molecular function: acyltransferase activity.
AUGGGAGACGCCAACCUUCGAGAGCGGAAGCAAGCAUUUGCCUCCGAUCAGGUUACUGAUAAGGACGAAAAGCUUGUCCAUGACAAAAAGACCGAACCACGCUUGAAACAUGGAAUUCCGAUGCAGGUCUUGCGAUCUCUUCUUCUCGCGACAUGGUUCGAUUGUUGUUGCGUCAUCAUUCUCGCUACUCAGUUGGUGGGCGCUCCGCUAUACCUCAUAAGCAAAGAAUAUUACUACGCCUAUAUGGCAUUUACCAAAGAGUGUUUCGGUCUGGUUAUCACUGCACUCACACAGUGGGGUUGUCCGACUUUCGUUCGAGUCAGUGGUGACAAGAGCGUGCUGGGCCAGAUUCAACUGACGGCGGAUGGACGAUUGAGUACCCAAUUCCCAGAGCGUCUGGUGAUGAUCUCCAACCACCAGGUCUACACAGACUGGAUUUAUCUUUGGUGGAUUGCGUAUACGAAUCAGAUGCACGGUCACAUCUUUAUCAUUCUUAAGGAAUCUCUGAAGUACAUUCCAAUUCUGGGCCAGGGCAUGACGUUCUAUGGCUUCAUCUUCAUGGCUCGCAAAUGGCUCUCGGACAAGCCGAGACUACAGCAUCGUCUGGAGAAGCUCAAGACUCGGCAUUUGGGCUCUAAAUCAGGCUCUCCGCAAUUCGACCCAAUGUGGCUUUUGAUCUUCCCCGAAGGAACAAACCUGUCUAUCAAUACAAAGCGACGCAGCGACGAAUACGGACACAAGCAAGGGGUUCCUCCACUGAAACACGAACUUCUUCCUCGGUCGACGGGUCUCUUCUUCUGCCUGCAACAACUGAGAGGAACCGUUGAUUGGGUGUAUGACUGCACUGUUGCCUACGAGGGGCCUCCAAAGGGUAGCUAUCCUGACAAGUAUUUCACUCUUCGAUCAACCUAUCUCCAAGGACGGCCACCGACUUCCGUCAACAUGCAUUGGAGACGGUUUGCCGUGGCAGAUAUUCCCUUGGACGACCAAAAAGAAUUCGAUGCCUGGCUCCGCGCGCGAUGGACCGAGAAGGACCAACUCCUAGACGAAUGUUUUGAAACAGGGAGAUUUCCCACCGAAUUGGCCGGCUCUAUUGAUUCAGCUCAUGUGUCCGAGGCACAACAGACUGCCGCUUCCGCGGGAUAUGUUGAGUCACACGUUCGACUCUCGCAUUGGAGUGAGAUUGGUCGGAUCUUCAUGGUCCUGGUCAGCGUUGCACUUGUGUGCAAAUUGCUUACAGUUUUGGGGUUCUGGAAAUAA